Messenger RNA from Penicillium argentinense, 213 nucleotides. Its product is annotated as Srpk. The record is from RefSeq and is a predicted model, not a curated record. The transcript is spliced from 2 exons. Bases 1 to 213 code for a protein of 70 amino acids. NCBI's taxonomy places the organism in Eukaryota, Fungi, Ascomycota, Eurotiomycetes, Eurotiales, Aspergillaceae.
AUGAACCGCAACACUUUCCUGUCUUGGGACGAUCGGCGAGAUAGCGGCAUACCGUGGUUUGAUAUAAACGAAAAGGACGCGAUCUUCGAUAUGCUUCGGCAGAUGCUCUCAUUCAGACCUGAGAAUUGCCCUACCACCAAGGAAAUUUUUGAGUCAGAAUGGAUGGUAAUAUGGGCUCUGCCUGAAAAUGGCAAGAUCUCUGAUAAUGUAUGA